Molecule: messenger RNA, 1707 nt
Organism: Pochonia chlamydosporia 170
Lineage: Eukaryota; Fungi; Ascomycota; Sordariomycetes; Hypocreales; Clavicipitaceae
Product: general amino acid permease (agp2)
Exons: 7
Coding region: 1-1707 (568 amino acids)
Biological process (GO): amino acid transmembrane transport
Cellular component (GO): membrane
Molecular function (GO): amino acid transmembrane transporter activity
Source: RefSeq, a predicted model, not a curated record
AUGGGGAGCUCACGGUCCUCCAGGUCCGAGGAUAGAAACCCUCCCUCGGAAGCAGCCGAUAAACCGCAAAAUGAUAUUGAUCAUAAGAGCACGGCCAGCGAGGCCGCACUCUCAGCGGAACUCAUUUCCGCAGGAUCGCAGAACUUGCAACGGAGGAUUGGCGGCAAAGAAGUUCAACUGUUUGCGUCGAUCCACAACAAGCUAAUGCUCCUCGAUUCAUCAGCACUUUUUGUGCAAAUGGGUGCGUCAUUACCAAAAGGCGGACCGGCUGGCCUUUUUCUGGGGUUUGUAUUGUACGGGACGAUCAUGCUCGCGGUGAAUCAAUGUUUCGCUGAGAUGGUCACGUAUCUGCCCAUCGCGUCACCGUUCGUCCGGUUGGCAGGAUUCUGGGUAGAUGAUGCGCUGAGCUUUGCAAUGGGUUGGAACUACUUUUUCCUCAUGGCCUUCAACGUCCCUUACGAAAUUACGGCUAUUAAUGUCCUUCUUACCUACUGGACCGACAAGAUUCCAAUCCCUGUCGUUGUCUUUGUCUGCCUCAUCAUCUACGCUGUCUUGAACGGGCUUGCAGUCAAGUGGUUUGCCACGUCAGAAUUUUACAUGUCGAUCUUCAAAAUAUUUCUUAUGCUCGGCCUGAUGAUGUACACCUUUAUCACAAUGGUGGGAGGAAAUCCGCGAGGGGAUGCAUAUGGGUUUCGCUAUUGGAAUAGUCCUGGGGCAUUUGUCGAGCAUCUUGCUUCUGGAGACACAGGGCGAUUCCUCGGAAUACUGUCCUGCAUGAUCCAAGGAUCUUUCACAAUGGUCGGGCCAGAAUUUAUUGCCAUGGCGGCAGCAGAGGCGGAAAACCCCCGUCGAUUGAUGCGAAAGGCUUAUUCUUCGUUUGUUUGGCGUCUCAUGUUCUUCUUCAUCGGCGGCGCCCUCUGCGUCGGAAUUGUUAUUCCUUACAAUGACAAGCUGUUGGCGAGCUAUAUUGAAGGAGACCAGAAAGGCACUGGCGCGGCGUCUCCCUACGUAAUUUCCAUGGUUCACUUCGGCAUCAAUGGUGUACCCGAUUUGGUAAAUGCACUCAUCAUGACCUCUGUACUCUCCGCGGGAAAUAAUGUUGUCUUCUCUGCCGCUCGCACUCUCCACGGAAUGGCAAUUGACUCAAAGGCCCCUGGAAUCUUUGCAAAAUGUACCAAGUUCGGAGUCCCAGUCUAUGCUGUCGCGGUAGCACUCACGUUUUCUCUUCUCUCCUUAUUACAGCUGGGUAAAUCGUCGUCCAACGUUCUGCAGUAUCUUGUCGGAUUCUGCACUGCUUCAUAUUUACUCAACUACUUUGGCACAGUGUUGACGUAUCUUCACUUCUACGCCUCACUUAAAAAGCAAGGUGUCGACCGAAGCACCCUUCCAUACAGAGGCUACCUUCAGCCAUACGCGGCUUGGUAUGCCCUUAUUGGUACAUUCAUCAUGGCACUUGUUCUGGGAUACGACGUUUUCAUUCACGGCAACUGGGACACAACUUCGUUUUUCACCAACUAUAUAAUGGUUGGCUUCUUCCCUGUGGCAUACUUGGGGUGGAAAUUUGUUCGAAGAACGACCUACGUCCGCCCUGGGACUGCAGACUUGCAAGUUGGAAAUGCGAAACGGGAUAUUGAUCUAUAUGAGGCUCUGUACGAGCCACCGAAGCGAGGCAAGGUUUCUGGGUAUCUGAACAGCUUUUUCGAAUAG